Molecule: messenger RNA, 312 nt
Organism: Triticum turgidum subsp. durum (durum wheat)
Lineage: Eukaryota; Viridiplantae; Streptophyta; Magnoliopsida; Poales; Poaceae
Source: the annotation of a GenBank genome assembly
AUGGUGGAGCGGGUGAAGAACUGGAGGAGCCUCUCCGAGUACUGGCUCGGGGCCGUCCUCUACGCACUGUCGUUCCUGCCGUACAUAGAGGCCGACGGCAGUCAGCACUAUGGCCACAUCCCCCAGCACCUACUCGCGCCGGCGAAGAUCGACUGCCAGGACCACGCCAUGAUGGCGCUCGGCGUCGCGCUGAACCGGCAGAGGGGGCUGCAGGACAAGCACCAGGCGGCGUUCGACGAGCACUGGCGCGCCGUGCACGCCCACGCUCGCAAGCUUGACAGGGAAAGAGCAUCUGCAUCCGGUACACGAUGA